This is a messenger RNA of Cydia amplana, 841 nucleotides long. Its product is annotated as peroxiredoxin-2-like. Lineage: Eukaryota; Metazoa; Arthropoda; Insecta; Lepidoptera; Tortricidae. The transcript has 7 exons. Gene Ontology annotation, molecular function: thioredoxin peroxidase activity. Gene Ontology annotation, biological process: response to oxidative stress; hydrogen peroxide catabolic process; cellular response to stress. Bases 88 to 771 code for a protein of 227 amino acids. Gene Ontology annotation, cellular component: cytosol; mitochondrion. The record is from RefSeq and is a predicted model, not a curated record.
UUAAAGUGAAACUGACUGGCAAUUUUCCAAAAGAAAAGCCGGAAAUCACUGUAGAAAGUGUAAUUUUAUUCUUAAGAGAUAAAUAAAAUGUCUUUCCUAGCCAAACAGUUCAGCAAAAGGGUGCUUUUACCAGCACUUUCUACAGUAAAGAAAGUGAAUCUUUCCACAACCAGUGUUGCCUGUACCCCGAAGGUUCAGAAGCCCGCUCCUGACUUUGCAGCAACAGCUGUGGUCAACGGAGAGUUCAAUAACCUCAAGCUGGCCGACUUUAGCGGGAAAUAUAUUGUCCUACUCUUCUACCCGUUGGAUUUCACAUUUGUCUGCCCCACGGAACUGAUCGCGUUCAGUGACCGAUCAAAAGAUUUCGCCAACAUCGGCUGCCAGGUCCUCGGAGUGUCCACAGACUCGGAGUUCAGCCAUCUUGCCUGGAUCAAUACGCCCAGGAAGGACGGCGGUUUGGGUAAACUAGACAUUCCUCUCCUGGCCGACUACAAUAAGAAGAUGUCCCAGGACUAUGAUGUUCUGUUGGACGGCGGUUUCGCGCUGCGUGGCCUCUUCGUGAUCGACAGGAACGGUAUCCUCCGUCACAUGUCCAUCAACGACUUGCCAGUCGGUCGCUCCGUCGAAGAAACACUGCGGCUGGUGAAGGCCUUCCAGUUCUCCGACAAACACGGAGAAGUGUGCCCAGCUAACUGGAACCCAGACACGAACUCUGACACAAUCAAACCGAGCCCGAAGGAAAGCAAGGAGUACUUCAACAAAGCUAACUAAAUAAUUCCGAAUUUUAUAGGCUGUAUUCAAUCUUGGGGGCAUUUAUAUUAGGUGCAUUUUUGCAUGGCAA